Gilbertella persicaria is the source of this 730-nucleotide messenger RNA. RefSeq lists its product as uncharacterized. The coding region runs from base 27 to 641 and encodes 204 amino acids. The record is from RefSeq and is a predicted model, not a curated record. NCBI's taxonomy places the organism in Eukaryota, Fungi, Mucoromycota, Mucoromycetes, Mucorales, Choanephoraceae. The transcript is spliced from 4 exons.
UUUUUUAUUUUCUUUUUCUUUCUUGUAUGCAAAGACCUAUUUUGAUGGAUAUUUUUGAACCUCCACCACAGUGGAUGUAUAGUCAACCAUCUUCACUUUCAGAUAUUGCCUAUCAAGAUUUAAACAGCCUGUCUACACAUGAAGAUGUUUAUGAUGAUGUGAUGGAUAUACCCAAAAGAUAUCAAUCUGAUAAUAAUAGUUUAACUACUUCUAUUUAUACAGCCGAAGAAGAAGAGGAAGAGAAUACAAGACAUGGUCAUUUACCUUCUAUAGAGACACAACAAGAAGAUAUGAUUGAAUCUAUCCAUACAAAAAUGAAAGACCUGAAUAUACAACAUACACUAUCAUGGGAAGACUACAGGCCACAGUAUAAAAUACUGAAUGCAUCUUAUGAUGAUAUGAAACUCGAUAUCUAUAGUGAUAUUUAUGUUACUUUAAAAAAGAUGCAAGCAUUAGACCAAAAGUUCAAUUUGAUCAAAGCAGGGUUUUAUUUUAAUAUGGAGAAAGAAUAUGAAGCCAUGUCUAUGCGUCUUUUAUCUCAAUGUGAAGAACUAAGUCAACAAAAAGAAUACCAAUCCAAACAUACCAGUCAAAGUAAGAAAGAUAUAUAUGUGUGGAAUGGUGGAUUGAUGUCUUGUUAGAUCAAGAUACUCAGUUGAAAGAAAACCAUGAAAAAGUAAAACUGAAUGUAGGUGGAAGUCUAUUUGAGACAUCGCUUGGUACACUGCGA